Messenger RNA from Chroicocephalus ridibundus (black-headed gull), 4896 nucleotides. RefSeq names its product zinc finger protein 585A-like. Gene Ontology annotation, cellular component: nucleus. Gene Ontology annotation, molecular function: RNA polymerase II cis-regulatory region sequence-specific DNA binding; DNA-binding transcription activator activity, RNA polymerase II-specific. Gene Ontology annotation, biological process: regulation of transcription by RNA polymerase II. The record is from RefSeq and is a predicted model, not a curated record. Lineage: Eukaryota; Metazoa; Chordata; Aves; Charadriiformes; Laridae.
AACGGGGGGUGAUGGGGGAUGGGAAGGGCAGGGACCCCCCCUCAUACAUCUAGGGGGGGGGGUCUCCCCGGUUGACCCCCCCCGCGACCCUCGCAGCCGCGCCAUGAGCCUGGAUGUCCUGCGCACCCUGGGGUCCCCCGCGGUGAAGCCGGAGCCGGUGCCGCAGGCGAGGAGACGGAGGCGUCGAGCUGCGCCGGCCCAGGGGGGUCGGUGGUCCCCAAGGCGGAGGCGAUGCCCGACGGCGAGGAGCCGGGGGCGCCGGGGGAGCCCGGGGGGGGGCUGGAGCACGGCUGCUCAGAGGACUGGCUGGUGAGGAAGGUGAAGGUGGAGGAAGAGUAUGAAGAAUGGCCGGCCGGCGCCGAAACCCUGCUGGCGGGGCAGCCCCCGGCCGAGCCGUCGUUCCCCCCCGGCGCCUGCAAAGCGGAGGAGCCGUGCCCGGAGGAGCUGGGCUACGGCGAGCUGCCCGCCUUCGCCGUGCCGCCCUGGCCGCCGCUCGGCCGCAGCCCCGCCGGCGUCGACGGCUGCGACGGGUUCUUCCACGGGCGGCUGGGAUCGGAGGAGGGCGAAAGCCGUCCCUGCGGGGGCUGCGGACCCCCCCCGCGCCCCUUCGCCUGCGGCCAGUGCGGGAAGGGCUUCGGGAAGAAGGCUCACCUCACCCGGCACCUGCGGGUGCACACGGGCGAGCGGCCCUUCCCCUGCGGCCAGUGCGGCCGCCGGUUCCGCCAGAAGAUCCACCUCCGCUCCCACCAGAAGACCCACACGGGGGAAAGACCCUUCCCCUGCCCCGAAUGCGGCCGACGCUUCCGGAAGAAAACCCACCUGGUCCGGCACCAGCGCACCCACACCGGCGAACGCCCCUUCCCCUGCGCCCGUUGCGGCCGUCGCUUCGCCCACAAACAGCAUCUCCUCCGGCACCAGCAGCUCCACGCCGAACCGACGCCGGGAGCCGGAGACGAGGAGGUCGCAUCCGAGGAGAAACCUUUCCCUUGCCCGGAAUGCGGGAAAAACUUCAGCUGGAAGAAAAACCUGGCGUCUCACCGCCGGCUCCACCGGGAGGGACGCCCUUUCGCCUGCGCCGAGUGCGGCCGGGGCUUUAGCGACAAGCGGCACCUGACGGCGCACCUGCGGGGCCACAUGGGGCUGAAGCCCUACGCUUGCCCCCACUGCGAGAAGACCUUCAGCCACAAGCCCAACCUGGCCAGCCACCAGCGCACCCACACGGGCGAGCGGCCCUUCGCCUGCCCCCACUGCCCCCGCGCCUUCGCCCACAACCAGCACCUCCUGCGGCACCUGCGGGUGCACACGGGCGAGCGGCCCUUCCCCUGCCCGCAGUGCGGCCGCCGCUUCGGUUCCCGCCCCAACCUCCUCGCCCACGCCAAGGCCCACGCCGGCGCCCGCCCUUUCUCCUGCCAGCAGUGCGGAAGGGGCUUCAGCCGAAAAUCCCACCUGGAGCGGCACCAGGCGGUGCACACCGGCACCCGGCCCCACGCCUGCGCCCAGUGCGGCAAGCGCUUCAGCUCCAAGACCAACCUGGGGCGGCACCAGGCGGUGCACACCGGCCACCGGCCCUACAUCUGCACCCAGUGCGGCAAGAGCUUCAGCCGCAAAACCCACCUGCUGCGCCACGAGCGCACCCACCUCGGCGCCGGCCCUUUCCGCUGCGCCCAGUGCGGCAAAGGUUUCCGCCAGAAGCAAAGCCUCAUCACUCACGAGAGGAUCCACACCGGAGAGAAACCCUACAGGUGCGGGGAUUGCGGGAAGAGCUUCAGCCAGCGGCCCAACCUCCUGACCCACCGCCGGGUGCACACGGGGGAGCGCCCCUUCCCCUGCGCCCAGUGCGGCAAGAGCUUCAGCCAGAAGGCCAACCUCCUGGCCCACCAACGCAUCCACGCCGAGGACACCCCUUUCGUCUGCCCCGAGUGCGGGAAGAGCUUCAGGCAGAAGCCCAACCUCAUCACCCACCGCAGGAUCCACACCGGGGAGCGGCCCUUCACCUGCUUCCUCUGCGGCCGCAGCUUCAACCAGAAGACCAACCUGGUGACCCACUACCGGGUGCACACGGGGGAGCGUCCCUUCGCCUGCACCCAGUGCGGCAAACGCUUCACCCAGAAAACCAACCUGGUGACGCACCAGAGCACCCACACGGACCUCCGUCCCUACCCCUGCGGGCAGUGCCAGAAGUGCUUCAAGGACAAAGUCUCCCUCAAAGCCCACCAGAAGACUCACGCCCCCCGCCAGCGCCGCUGCCCGGGCCGCAGCCCCGCCGCCGGCCUGCCCUACGGGGCUGCCCCCACCCUGCUCCAACCCGGGGGGCCCGAGCAAGACGCCCCCUUCAGCCCCAUGCCGCCGCUGCCCGUUCAGAAGAUCCCCGAGGGCCAAGAGCUGUACUCGUGUACGGAGAAGAGCUUUCCCCCCAAGGAGCCGCUCCUGCCGCACCAGCAGCCCCCCCUGGGCGAGCAAACCUUCCCCUGCGUCCAGUGCGGGGAGGGCUUUUGCCAGAAGGUGACUCUCCUCCGGCCGCAGCACGGUCCCGCCGCCGAGGCUCCCGGGGGUUGCGCGGCAGCCUUCAGCCACGGCCCACACCUCCUGGGGCACCUGGGGGUGCAGCCCGUCCUGGGGGACGCCACCCCCCCGCCUCCCCCGGCCCCCGGAGCGGAGAAACCCUUCAUCUGUAACCAGUGCGGCAACAGCUUCGGCCUCUGGCUCUCCCUGGUGGCCCACCAGAAGACCCACGUCGGGCAGAAGUCCUACCCGUGCCCCGAGCACGAGAAAAGCUCCGGCGACGAGCUGUCCCCCAAAACCCCCCAGGAGAAGGCGGCGGAAGGGAGGGCCUGGGUGUGCCCCGAGUGCGGGAGGAGCUUCGCCCAGUACGAGCGGUUGGUCAAGCACCGGCAAAACCACCGGGGCCGAGGGCCCUACCGCUGCGACGUCUGCGGCAAGAGGUUCAGCCUGAAAACCAACCUGGUGACCCACCAACGCAUCCACACCGGCGAGCGGCCCUUCACCUGCGGCGUCUGCGGCCGGCGCUUCAACCAGAAGGGCAACCUGGUCACCCACUACCGCACGCACACCGGCGAGCGCCCCUUCGCCUGCACCCAGUGCGGCAAGCGCUUCGCCCAGAAGCCCAACCUCAUCGCCCACCAGAAGACCCACACCGGCAGGCAGCCCUUCACCUGCCUGGAGUGUCCCAAACGCUUCAAGAGCAAACUCUCCCUGCGGGUCCACCAGCGCGUCCACGCGGCCGAACGACCCCAGAGCGAGCCGGGCCAGGCCCCCGGCCUCCAAACCCACCCGGGGAGCCCCUACCCCUGCUCCCUCUGCGGGGAAACCUUCGAGGAACACGGGGAGCUGCAGCUUCACCGGCAGGGCCACGCCGGCGAGCGACCGCACGCCUGCGCCGAGUGCGGCAAGCGCUUCCGGCAGAAGGUGAAUCUGGCCGUUCACCAGAGGACCCACACCGGCGAGCGGCCCUUCCGCUGCGCCGAGUGCGGGAAGGGUUUUAGCCAGAAGGCUCACCUCCUCCGGCACCGCCGGACGCACGCCGGCGCCAUCCCCUCCUCCUGCUGCGAGGGAACCUGUCCGGCGCACCAGGAAGAAUCGGAAGGGAGCGGCGCUCCCUUGGGAAAGGCCUCGGAAGCCCCCGGCAUGCUGCUCCCCCCCUGCUCCCGCGGAGCUGCUCACGGAUCCUUGGCUCGGGAGGAGCUUCGGCCGACAGCGCAGCCCCCCACCAGACCGGAGAGCCCCUCCGGAGCGGCAGACAUCCUCCUGCAGCUCAUGCAGGAAGACCAUCACCUGGUGGCCGGCUCCCACCACCCGCAGGAGGGACCGGCGGGCCCCUGCCCUUGUAAAUGCACCGAGGGAGGGGAAGGUUUGAGCCCCAAACCUCCCAGCCUGCCCCCCCAGUGCUGCUGCGCCGACUGCGUGGCCCAGCGCCAGCUCCUCCUGAAGCCCCAGCCCGACUGCCGCGGGGAGCUCUGGGGCAAGUACGGCGCCUGCGGCAGAAGCUUCGAGGAGAAACGCGUCCUGCGAGUGCCCGAGAGAGCGCCCGGCGAAGAGAAACCCUCGCCCUGCCCCAGCUGCUUGUAACGGCGCCGGCCGAAAAACCUGCCCGCGGGCGAGGGACUGCUCCUCGUCGGAGAGACACCAAACCUAAGGAGGCGGCGGCCGGCGCCCGGGGGAUGCCCGGAUGGCUGACCGCAGGAGGCCGGCGCCGAGGGAACGGUGGAAAGGUGGUGGGGACUCGGGAAUAAGGUGGCGGAUUCGGGAAGAGGAGGCUCGGAGGAUGCCCCAGGCGGGUUUCGGAUGGGGUGAAGCCAGGAGGAGAGGGUGGACUCGGAGGCGCUGCGUCAGCUUUCCGUCUCGUCAGCGUACCCAACGGAAGGAGGAUCCCGGAUCCGCCGCCUUUGCUCCUGCGGCGGCCGCACGGACCGUAGGGAGCGGGAAGAGCUCGGGAAGAGCUCGGCAUCUGGGAUCCGUUGGCUUCAAAACCGCUCCCGGCGUGCAGCCGGGCAGGGCUGCCUGCUCCCGCCCCCCGGGUUCCACGCGCAGACCCGGAGGCAGCCGGGGGGAGCCAAGAGCUUCUCCCAGAACCCUCCGUCCUUCUCUUCCGACCUGGACGUCGUUCCGCAAGGAUGGCUUUGGGAUGGGGAGCUGAGACCAGGAGAGCUGGGGAGAGACGCCGGGGCCUCCUUGCCGAUGCUCCCCAGCCAACGCCGCGGCGUCCGGCUUCCCCCGGGAUGGUGGUUGGGCGGGGGGGGGGACGGACGGGGGCGCGAAGCGGAAGAGUCGGGUGAUGACCACCGGGAAAACGGAAAACAGCCGGGAAAACGGCCUGGAAGCGUCUCGGCUCACCUCUGCUUCCAAAAAAGGAACCCGGGAGAAGCUUCUCCGAGUCCG